CAGACUGAACAAAUCAUGGUAAUUGUUUUGGGAAGACUGUGAAAGUUAGACCCAAGAUGAAGGCAGAGAAGGGAGCUUUCUCUUGGGCAUCAGCCACUUCUGCAGCCCCUCUCCUCUUCAGUCUUGCUGUUCUCAUUCACUCAGCAUGCGUUCAGGGGGUGAAUAUCACCAGUCUGGAGACUCUGAUCAGAGGGACUGUAGGUGGAGAAGCUUUGCUCUCCGUCCGCUACUCAAGCACCAGUCAGGAUUCUCCUGUGAUCAAAUGGCAGCUGAAGAGGGACAAACCUGUCACAGUGGUCCAGUCCAUCGGCACAGAGAUCAUCGGUAACCUGCGUCCAGAAUACAGAGACCGAAUCCUGGUGUUUGAGAACGGGACACUGCUGCUCCACAACCUCAGGCUGUCUGAUGAGGGCACUUACGAAGUCGAGAUCUCCAUCACAGAUGACACCUUCACUGGAGAGCGUAACAUCAAUCUGACUGUAGAUGAGCCCAUCUCUAAGCCACAUGUCUACAUGUUGGCCUCCACUGUUCUGGAACUGACGGAGAACUUCACGCUAAACUGCACUCAUGACACAGGCACAAAGGCCAUCUACAGCUGGGCAAAAGGUGGACAUCCAUUGCUAAACGAGACGCGUCUGCUGCUGUCCUCAGAUCAGAAGGUCCUAACCAUCACACGUGUACAGAUGUCGGAUGAUGACGUCUACAGCUGUAUGGUGGAGAACCCCAUUAGUAGCAUGAGAAGUCCAGCAAUCAGACUCACCGUUUACAAAAGGAGCUCCCUUUAUAUCAUACUGUCUACAGUGGGCAUCUUCCUCCUCAUCACCCUUGUAACUGUGUGUGCUUGCUGGAAACCAACAAAAAAAUCAAAAAGACAGAAGUCCAAAUCUAUACCAAGAACUAUUCCACAAAACCACCACAUCAGGUAUCAUGAUGUCAAGCCAGAGGAAGAUGCCAUCCCCAUAAUGACUGACCAUGAACGCAGGAAUCCUGUAUCGCUCUACAUUUUGAAAGAGAAGGAUUCUCCUCCUGGCGAACCAGCAUCAGCAUGUGAAACCUGCACCUCCAACAGCAGCAGUCCUCCAAGCUACAGCAGCUCAAUACCUCCUCCAUCUGACUCACUGGAGCCGCCAGCUCGCUCCUCUCGCCGAUAUCCUCGCACCUCCACCAAAUCCCCACCGCACCACCGCCGCAGGAGAGGACACAGCGAGAGCCCCCCGGCACCCUCCUCGCCCCAUAUCCGGGGGUCCAGUCAAGCCUCCCAAUCCCCUGUGUCCUUUAAUCCAGCCAGGAGGCCUCAGGAUCCAUCCACCCCUCCACAGGAUCCCAGAGGCUCCCCAAAAGCAUAGACUACUGUAUAUGAUGCAAAAAGACAGACGCUGUAUUGACCUGCACAGAUACUUUUACAUUAAUGUAUGUACAUUUGUAAAUACACAUGAGUCUAUGCUCCAAAAACAUCCACUAGUACAGGGGUCACCAAACUUGUUUCUGGAGGGCUGGUGUCCUGCAGAUUUUAGCUCCAACCCUAAUCAAACCCACCUGAACAAGCUAAUCAAGGUCUUACUAGGUAUACUUAAAACAUCCAGGCAGGUGUCUUGAAGCAAGUUGGAGCUAAAUCCUGCAGGGACACCGGCCCUCCAGGAGCAAGAUUGGUGACCCCUGCACCAGUAGAUGAAAGCAUAUAGUGAAUGUUCAGUCGAUUUAACACGCUAGGAAAUCUUCACUUUCAGAAAUAAAAUGUGAUUGUGUUGGCUUGAUAAAGCCUUUCAGCUACACCAAGCAAACUCAGCACAGUACUUCAAUUUUUUAUUACUAUGAAUUAUGAUUUUCUGUCAUAAUUCAUCUAAAGCCCAAUUUAUACCUCUGCCCUGAUUAAACACUGUAGUGCAUAGUCUAUCAACACUGUUGACACUGUUUAAGCUCUGUUGCUUUGUUCUGCAGUGAACGCUAGCUUGUGAUGGAAUUCUUUGUUGGUUUGGAGCUGAUUGAUACUGAAAUUACCAAAACUAAAAUGCCGAAAUGAGAUGGUUAAGAUGAUAGGAAUCACUGUCUAAACCACAUGAGGAAGAGGUGAAUUGGUCCAACUAAUUGUGAAGUGGCAAAUUUAUCCAGCAAAUGGCACAUAACUACAAAUAGGCUAUGUCAUUAAUACCAUAUACACUUGACAGAGAAAUGUGAAUUAAGCUUAAGGCAAACAAAUAAUAAAUGGUGUGAUGUCAUUUCAAAUUAAAUCAGGCCAAAGAUUACAUUCAUUCAUUCAUUUUCUUUUCGGCUUAGUCCCUUUAUUAAUCUGGGGUUGCCACAGCAGAAUGAACCGCCAACUUAUCCAGCACAUUUUUCACGCAGCGGAUGCCCUUCCAGCUGCAACCCAUCUCUGGGAAAAAUCCAUACACACUCAUACACUACGGACAAUUUAGCCAACACAAUUCACCUGUACUCCAUGUCUUUGGACUGUGGGGGAAACCGGAGCACCCAGAGGAAACCCACGGCGGAGGAAGAACAAGCAAACUCCACACAGAAACUCUAAUCGACCCAGCGGAGGCUCGAACCAGCGACCUUCUUGCAGUGAGGUGACAGCACUACCUACUGCGCCACUGCGUCGUCCCGCCAAUGAAUACACCAAGAUUUAAGCAGGUGCACGAACCCUUUUCUGGAAGGUCUGUUUAAGGUGGUAAACACCUUAUAUCUGCCACUUUUCAGAUUAUUUAUUUGGUGGUUGUGGCUCUGAAGCUCCAUCUGAUUUUACUUGGACAUCUUCCAGCGUUCAUUUCCUCUGUUCGGCUGAAAUCAGACGUGUGUGAGUAAAAAAUAUACAAACUCUAAAGAACUGCUUAUUUGUACAAACUAUAUUCAGUUGGUGUCAGAAAUUUACAUUGGCUACACCUUGACCAAUACAAAAUGGUGAUUAUUUUACCAUUUUAAGAGGGCUCAAAUAAAAUACAUUAUUUUUACUUAGUACUGACCUGAAUACAUAUAGCCCACAAAAGAAACAAAAAAAUAGUUGAAUUAAUAAAAAUACACAUAGUAGUUACCUGAAUGAUUCACAGUUGUGUCUUUUGCUUAGUGAUAGUUCAUGAGUCCCUUUGUUUGUCCUGACCUGUUAAACUGCAUGCUGUUCUUCAGAAAUCCCAGAUGUCCCACAGAUUCUUUGUUUUUCUGUAUUUGAACCCUUUCCAAAAAUGACUCUGAUUUUGAGUUCCGUCUUUUCGCACUGAGGACAACUGAUGCACUCAUGUGCAAUUAUUACAGAAAUGAUUAAACUGUCAACAUAGCGGGCCACUGUCCUGAAGGUUAACUUCUCCCUACUGAAAAAAACAGCUUAAACAAGCCUAGGCUGGUUGGCUGGUUUUAGCUGGUCGACCAGCCUGGUUUUAGAGGAGUUUUGGCCAUUUCCAGGCUGGUGGCCAGCCAUUUCCAGCCUGGUCUUAGCUGGUCAGGCUAGAAAAUGACUAGCUAAAACCAGCUUGACCAGCCUAGACAGGCUGGGAGCCCAGCCAAAACCAGCUAUGUCCAGCUUAAACCAGGCUGGUCAAGCUGGUCUUAGCUGGAUUUAGCUGGCCAGCCUGAAAAUGGCCAAAACCCCUAUAAAACCAGGCUGGUCAACCAGCUAAAACCAGCCUAGGCUGGUUUAAGCUGGAUUUUUCAGCAGGGUUAAGACUUCAGUUAUACACAUCGGAACCAGCUAUAAUCAGAGUUUUACUGGCUAUAUGAGAAGCUUCCAAGUGGGUGUGUUUAGCCAAGUUGUAAGGCAUGACCGGGACCCUGUACCAUGAUUAGCUGGUUAGGCUGUUAAGUUUCAAACUAGUUUGCACCAAUUCUGGGUUUUAGGUACCAUUAAGCUAGCUCAGUUAAUACCAUGGCAACAAAGAGUGAUUAAAAUCAAGCUGCCUCAUGUUAAAACCCAAGAUUGGUGCAAAUGAGACUGAAAAUUAACUAUAUGGUCAGCUAAUCCAGAUUCAUGCCUAGAUCUAGAAAAACAGUUGUCAUGUAUUCAAACUACACUCCCAAAACUGUUGUAUUGACCAGGCUUUGUCAAGCCAACAGUGAAUGGUUGUCUUAUUUUCUUUUUUUAUUACAUUUUUUAGGCUUGUUGUUAUUUUGGUGAAUGUAAAUGACAAGUAGAGAAU
Molecule: messenger RNA, 4124 nt
Organism: Danio aesculapii
Lineage: Eukaryota; Metazoa; Chordata; Actinopteri; Cypriniformes; Danionidae
Gene: hepacamb
Product: hepatic and glial cell adhesion molecule b
Exons: 7
Coding region: 57-1346 (429 amino acids)
Source: RefSeq, a predicted model, not a curated record